Messenger RNA from Eremothecium sinecaudum, 285 nucleotides. RefSeq lists its product as uncharacterized. Lineage: Eukaryota; Fungi; Ascomycota; Saccharomycetes; Saccharomycetales; Saccharomycetaceae. The record is from RefSeq and is a predicted model, not a curated record. The transcript has a single exon. The coding region runs from base 1 to 285 and encodes 94 amino acids.
AUGCAAUCUCUAUACAAGUUGAGCAAUAAAUCGCAAUUUCAAUCUAGUGAAUCUACAGGGUCGACAAUGUCGUUUCUAGCAAGUGCGCCUGUGGAGUUAACCACAGUUGCUGGGUAUAACGAUUUUUUAAGGUCACAUAAAUCGAGGUCCACUUCAACACUUUUUAGUGAUGAUGGUAGUCUGGGAUAUGUUAUGGAGGAUGGACGUAUUCUUGCUACAAUUACGGGAGAGGCCAGGCACUCACUAAUAGGGUUGUUUUUGUCUCCUUCGGGGAACUUUUCAUGA